GUGACGGUGCUGGCCGUCGACCAGGGCAAAACGCGGUUGACCGGCUCCACUCUGGUCAACGUGACCAUUACCGACGUCAAUGAUCACACUCCGCAGCUUCUGCCUUGCGCUCCGGCCCCAGUAGCUGGCAGUCCCCUCGGCGUCAAUCAACGCGACUUCGUCUUCCUCGGCGCUGAGGGCAGGAACGGCCCAACCGGUGCUGGCGGCUCGACGACGACGGAACGAAGGCAAAAUCAACUGCUUGUGCGCGAGAACGCCGGGCCCAACACUUUCAUCGGCCAACUGGUUGCCAUCGACGAGGACGUUGGUCUGAAUAGUCAAGUGACCUUUGAACUGCUCGGCGACUAUUACUCGGCCUUGGCGGGUCGUUUUCGCCUCAUGCGAAACGGAUCACUGUACACUUCUCACAAACUGGAUCGCGAGGAGCGUGUGAGUAUACCGGGGAUCGUUGCUCUGCUUACCUGGCAACUUCACUAUUUCACCCUCUCCCCUUUUUCCUCACACUCCCUGCCAUCUUUGGCCUUUCCUCAACCUUGGAGGAUAGAAGUGAACGACGACGAUUUAACCAAUUUCCUUCACUUUGGUCCUGAUUAA
Molecule: messenger RNA, 594 nt
Organism: Protopolystoma xenopodis
Lineage: Eukaryota; Metazoa; Platyhelminthes; Monogenea; Polystomatidea; Polystomatidae
Source: the annotation of a GenBank genome assembly